AUGCCUCCGCAUAAAACGGCAGGUUGUCCCAGCCAAGCCCUGGAGAGGAGGCGGAACCAGCGCGCAGCAUCUGGCGGGUUUUCAAGUGCACGGGGCCGGGGGUGGGGGAGCAGGAUUUCAGGCAGUCUCGAGUCAGAACAAGCCCAUUCGGACUCGAACCGAAUGCUGGGGCCAGCGCAGGUCGCUGACCUCGGGCGCGAGCGACCCCACGCGCCCCCGCCUCCAUCGCUCGCGGCUGCACCUGCCCGGGUGGAGCGCAACGAGCCGGCGGCGGAAGCGAGGGCCAGACCCGCGCCCUUAGAGGCCUCCGGCCAUCGGAUGGUGGCUCUGCACACCCUUCAGCUGCUGCAGCAGGAGUGGGCCUCGGGGGACCGUCCGGGCGCCCCUUGGAGCCGGCAUGACCUAGACCACGUGCCCACCGCCCCAGCGUGUCGCUCAGGCCCAGGGCUGGCAGGGCCCAGGAGAGGGCGCGAAGAGGAGGGCGGGAGCCGGGGGAUCAGGAAUCUGGGGUCCAGGGCGCAGGCGAGCUCCGCCGAGGUGGAAGCCGUGCGAGGUGCCGAAGGGGGCGCGGAACUGCUGCCCUUCCCCGGGGGCCGCUGGCCCUGCACUCUGGCUCGGAUGGCGAUGCGCAGCGCGCUGGCCUCGGAGCUGGUUAGAGUGGAGCAGAGGCUCCUGGGCCCCCUCCAGCAGGAGCGGUCCUUUCUCAUCCGCCUGAAGGACAGUGUUGAGUUUAGAAACAUCUGCAGUCAUUUGGCUCUACAAACUGAAGGACAGCAAUUUGACAGAGAUUUGAAUGCUACCCAUCAGUGUUUGAAAACGAUAAUCAAGAAGCUGAUUCAGUCACUUGCUAAUAUUCCUUCUGAUGCCCACAUGGUAGCCUGUGCUUCCUGGAGACAGAUCUUACAGAAUCUCCCCGACAUAUGA
Messenger RNA from Bubalus bubalis (water buffalo), 924 nucleotides. It is a transcript of the gene DLEU7, whose product is annotated as deleted in lymphocytic leukemia 7. NCBI's taxonomy places the organism in Eukaryota, Metazoa, Chordata, Mammalia, Artiodactyla, Bovidae. The record is from RefSeq and is a predicted model, not a curated record.